GGGCAAUAAAUAAAUACAUAAAAUCGGUUUGAAAAUCCAAAGGACAUUCGCCGGAGAUCUCUUCCGCCGUUGAAGCGGGCGGUGGGUUUAGGGUUUCGGCCACGCUUGCUUCGGAUUGGUGGGAGCAGAUGAGGAGAACCGCCAAGAGAAAGCCCUCCUCCUCCGCCGGCCCGAGCGCCGACACUGGUGGGACGAACGCGGGUGACGGACACUCCGGCAAUGGGCAGCAGGACGAGACGCUCCGCAGAGUCCUCCGCUCUCAGUUCCUCGCCGUCAAGUCUCGGAUCAACGAUGAGAGAGAUAACUUAUUGAGGCCGGAUUCGGAUGAGUUUGCCUCCAUUUUCAGUGAAGUCGAGAACUUGCAUCAACUAGUUGAUAAGCCGAGAGAGCAAGUUGCGGAUGCCGAGGCAUUGUUAGACAUUGCGAGUACCUUGGUCAACUCGGUCAAGUCUUUUUCUAGCGAAGGGAUAACUCCGUCGGAUUUCAUCACCGGAUUACUUAAGGACUUUGGUCGCUGUAGACGAGUAUCAGGUGCCAGCACCUCGCAGAAUUAUGACCAUGUUUCAGUGAAGUGGAAAGAUCUGGGGCUCUCUGUUUCGCCAAUAUUCAGGAAGGGCUAUGGUUGCUGCACUAUGCUUGGACCAAUGAACACUCAACUGAAGCAAAGGAAGACGCCUGUUCACCGAAAACACACAAGGCCCACUGAAAGUGCUCGGCCAGAAGAGCUUGAUGAUGCUGGAAAAGAAGAGAAAACAGACACUGACCAGAACAUGGCAACAAUGUUCGGGAUUUUAAGGAGGAAGAGGACUGUCAAGCUCGACCACUUGAUUUUGAAUAGAAGAUCUUUCGCACAAACUGUUGAAAAUCUUUUUGCUCUUUCUUUCCUGGUUAAAGAUGGGCGAGCUGAGAUCUCUGUGGAUGAUAAGGGCACUCACUUAGUUUCCCCAAGGAAUGCACCAGUUGCCAAUACUGUCACUUAUAGUCACUUUGUCUUCAGAUUUGAUUUCAGGGAUUGGAAAUUUAUGAUUGACACGGUGCCAAUUGGAGAGGAAUUGAUGCCUCAUAGGGAACAGUCAAACAACUCGACUGCUACAGAACCGGCAGCAGAAUCAGCACCAGAACAAGCAGCAUGUAAUUCUGAAGCAGCAUUGCCCACAACACCAAUUCGGAAACUGACUAGAAAUCGCGGUCUUGUUGUACAGGAAGAAACAGUGGUCGAAGACUCCCCUGAGAUAGAGGGCGAUGAUUCCUCAAGAACUAGAGCUAUCCGGAAAUGUAAGCGCAAGCUUCGCUGAGAGAAUCGAGAAGUUCCCUAGUGUCACGGCCUAUUUUGUGUAGUACUUCUGUAUAUAUUGCUGGAUAGUAGGGUGUAGUUAGCAGUAGACUUUAGGGUCGUGAUCAGACGAUCCUUCUGCUUUUAACUCAUUGCUUCCUUGAUGGCCAUUGUUUUUGACCUCCGUGACUUUGAAGUUAUGUGAUUAUGAGUUCUCGUAUCUCUGAAUUUAUGUAAUUA
Molecule: messenger RNA, 1513 nt
Organism: Punica granatum (pomegranate)
Lineage: Eukaryota; Viridiplantae; Streptophyta; Magnoliopsida; Myrtales; Lythraceae
Source: RefSeq, a predicted model, not a curated record